This is a messenger RNA of Nerophis ophidion (straightnose pipefish), 3041 nucleotides long. RefSeq names its product gastrula zinc finger protein XlCGF57.1-like. Lineage: Eukaryota; Metazoa; Chordata; Actinopteri; Syngnathiformes; Syngnathidae. Gene Ontology annotation, molecular function: DNA-binding transcription factor activity, RNA polymerase II-specific; RNA polymerase II cis-regulatory region sequence-specific DNA binding. Gene Ontology annotation, biological process: central nervous system development; regulation of transcription by RNA polymerase II. Bases 301 to 2562 code for a protein of 753 amino acids. Gene Ontology annotation, cellular component: nucleus. The record is from RefSeq and is a predicted model, not a curated record. The transcript is spliced from 5 exons.
CACUGGGACAAUAGUGAGUGGUGCACACUUCCUUCGCCCGGCCACAGAAGACAAAAAAGAGUUGCUGGUGUAACAAUAGGAAGAAUAUAUUCCACUCCUCUCUUGUACACGCGGCUUAUGAGAUGAACGCUCGUCAAGAAGAACGUCCCCUUCAGCAGCAGGAGGAUCCACAGCCCCCCCACAUUAAAGAGGAAGAGGAGGAAGUGUGGAUCAGUCAGGAGGGAGAGUGUCCUGUAGGGCAGGAGGAGGCUGAUGUCAGCAAGUUUCCACUGACUGUUGUCUCUGUGAAGACUGAAGAGCAUGAAGACAAACCACCUGAGUCCUCACAGCUUCAUCACAGUCCAAACGUCCAGCAGGUGUCAGCAGAGAGUCAUGAAGAGAUUCCCUCCAAACAGCAGGAGUGGAGCUCCAAUGUGGGACAGAAGGAGCUACAGGCCCCCUCCCACAUUAAAGAGGAAGAGGAGGAACUGUGGAAGCAGCUUCAAAGAUGUCCAGCAGCCCCCUCACAUUAAAGAGGAAGAGGAGGAUCCACAGCCCCCUCACAUUAAAGAGGAAGAGGAGAAUCCACAGCCCCCACACAUUAAAGAGGAAGAGGAGGAAGUGUGGAUGAGUCAGGAGGGAGAGUGUCCUGUAGGGCAGGAGGAGGCUGAUGUCAGCAAGUUUCCACUGACUGUUGUCUCUGUGAAGACUGAAGAGCAUGAAGACAAACCACCUGAGUCCUCACAGCUUCAUCACAGUCCAAAUGUCGAAGAACAUCUUUUUCGUGAGCAGGAAGAGGAACCACAGCCCCCCCACAUUAAAGAGGAAGUUGAGACGCCACAGACCCAUAAUGUUAAACUGACUCUUCACAUUAAAGGGCAAGCGGAGGACCCACUGAACUUACACAUCAAAAAUAAAGAGGAGGACCCACUGAACCCUCACAUUAAAGAGGAAGAGGAAGACCAAGAUACGCCGCACAUUAAAGAGGAAGAGGAGGACCAAGAGCCGCCGCACAUUAAAGAGGAAGAGGAGGACCAAGAUACGCCGCACAUUAAAGAGGAAGAGGAGGACCAAGAGGCGCCGCACAUUAAAGAGGAAGAGGAGGAAGAGGGCAUCAGUCAGCCUAAAUGGUUGGUGGAGUUCCCAGUGACUGGUGUCCCUGUGAAGAGUGAAGAUGAUGAGGUGAAAGGUGAAAGUGAGGAGAGGGGAGGGGGGGAGCCUCCAAGCAGCAGCUCAACACAACACAUGACAACAGAAGCUGAUGGAGACCACUGUGGAGGAUCACAAGCAGACAAGCUCUUAGCUCCACUAUCAGAUAGUGAGGACACAACGUCACACUCUCCUGACACUGAUGAUGAAGACUCUAAAGAUGAUAAGACAUGUCACACUGACAACACUCACUUCACUUGUUCUCACUGUCACAAAACCUUUAAAUACCAUUGUAGUCUGAAAGUACACAUAAGAUCACACACUGGAGAAAAACCUUUUUCUUGUUCACUCUGUAGUAAAGGUUUUACACAACGUCAGAAUUUGAAAGUACACAUGAGAACACACACUGGUGAAAAACCUUUUUCUUGUUCAACCUGUGGUAAAGGUUUUACACAACGUCAAAAUUUGAAAGUACACAUGAGAACACACACUGGAGAAAAACCUUUUUCCUGUUCGACCUGUGGUAAAGGUUUUACAAAUAGUACAGAUGUGAAAACACACAUGAGAACACACACUAGUGAAAAACCUUUUUCUUGUUCAAUCUGUGGUAAAGGUUUUACAGAAAGUCAGAAUGUGAAAGUACACAUGAGAACACACACUGGUGAAAAAACUUUUCCCUGUUCAAUCUGUGGUAAAGGUUUUACAAGAAGUCAACAUUUGAAAGUACACAUGAGAACACACACUGGUGAAAAACCUUUUUCUUGUUCAAUCUGUGGUAAAGGUUUUACAGAAAGUAAUAAUUUGAAAAGACACAUGAGAACACACACUGGAGAAAAACCUUUUUCCUGUUCGACCUGUGGUAAAGGUUUUACAAAUAGUACAGAUGUGAAAACACACAUGAGAACACACACUAGUGAAAAACCUUUUUCUUGUUCAAUCUGUGGUAAAGGUUUUACAGAAAGUCAGAAUGUGAAAUUACACAUGAGAACACACACUGGUGAAAAAACUUUUCCCUGUUCAAUCUGUGGUAAAGGUUUUACAAGAAGUCAACAUUUGAAAGUACACAUGAGAAUACACACUGGUGAAAAAGCUUUUUCUUGUUCAACCUGUGGUAAAAGUUUUACACAAAGUCAACAUUUGAAAGUACACAUGAGAACACACACUGGUGAAAAAUCUUUUUCCUGUUCAACCUGUGGUAAAGAUUUUACACAAAGUCAAAAUAUGAAAGUACACAUGAGAACACACACUGGAGAAAAAUCACAUUCCUGUUCAAUCUGCAACAGAAGCUUUUGUGACCGAUCAAACCUUUUAGCACACAUGAGAAGACACCCAGGAGAGAAAGUGUUGAGUUGCAGUGUGUGUGGUGAAAGAUUGUCUUCUAAGUACCAGUGUAAGAAACACAAGUGUGCUGGUGAGAACAGCAGCAGCAAAUGAAACUGCAGGAUUUGAAAUAAACUGUCCAGACUUUCAUUUUGACUUUCUAACAACAUCAGCACAUAUAACAUGUGUGACAUUGUUGUUUGUCCAACAAUCUUUUUAAUAUGCUUCUACAUUUAUAGAUUAGAUAGUUGGAAAUAUAAAAGUAUUACUUAUUUGUACUUGUAAUUGUUGAUAAUCCCAUAGAUUAUCACCUUUAUAUGAUAUACAUAUGUACUGGUUCACAUCUGAAACAUCUUCUGGACCACUUCAGGAAGCAUAUUAUUAUUUACUUUAUACAUCAUUUAAACAGUUGUCUUUUAUGCAAUUUUAAAAUGUGUGACUUUAUGAAUCAUUUGUUGGGUCUCUGUAAUCCAUUUUAUUAAUCAUCUUUACUACUCUCUUUUGUAAUAUGAUGAUUGUGUUGUGAUUUUUUUAUACUUUAACUUAAUAUGUAUGUACUUGUUCGUUUAUGCAAUAAAAAGUGAGAGAAAAUG